Molecule: messenger RNA, 1989 nt
Organism: Aspergillus vadensis CBS 113365
Lineage: Eukaryota; Fungi; Ascomycota; Eurotiomycetes; Eurotiales; Aspergillaceae
Product: GMC family oxidoreductase
Exons: 3
Coding region: 83-1864 (593 amino acids)
Molecular function (GO): oxidoreductase activity, acting on CH-OH group of donors; flavin adenine dinucleotide binding
Source: RefSeq, a predicted model, not a curated record
CUCAUCGCAUCUCUACUACUCUUUCCUACAAUCUCUCAUCUAAACAUCAUCUAUCUCAUCUUUUAGAUUCCAAUCCAUCAUCAUGGCAAUGGUAUCUAACGGCAACGAAUACGACUUCAUCGUCGUCGGUGGUGGCACGGCAGGCAAUGCAGUAGCAGGUCGCCUGGCGGAAAACCCCAACGUCCGCGUCUUGGUCGUUGAAGCCGGUAUUCCCAACCCUGACCAGGUUGACGAGAUCACCACUCCCUCCAAGGCCUUCAACCUCCGAGGAAGUAAGUAUGAUUGGGCCUAUAAGACCACCAUGAUCAAGCGCGACGACUACGAGCGUGUCGAAAAGCCCAACACCCGUGGCAAGGCUCUCGGUGGAAGUUCCUGUGCCAAUUACUUCACCUGGAUUCCCGGCUCCAAGCCCACCUUCGAUGACUGGGAAGCCUUUGGCGGCCACGACUGGACUUGGGACAACUGCGUCGAGUAUCUCCGCAAGUGCGCAACCUAUCAUGAUGAUGAGAAGCUCUACCCGGCCGAGCUAAGCAAGAUCGGCACCGGAGGCCCCGUCCAGAUCGCCCAUGCCGACUUGGUCCCCGAAAUGCAACCCUUCCGUGACGCACUGACCCAAGCGUGGGUCUCCAAGGGCGAGAAGCUGACCGAGGAUAUCUACUCCGGUGAGAUGCGCGGUCUUACUCACUGCGUGGACACCAUCUAUAAUGGCCAGCGCCAAGGCAGCUUCCUCUACCUGAAGGACAAGCCUAACGUGACCAUCCUAUACGGAGCCCACUCGAAGCAGCUGAUCAUCGACCCCGUCACUCGUGUCUGCUCCGGAGUGACCGUCGUCAGUGAAGCCUACAACACCGAGAUCAGCGUCUACGCCAGUCGCGAAGUGAUCCUCUCCCAGGGUGUAUUCGAGACCCCCAAGCUCCUGAUGCUGAGUGGUAUCGGUCCCGCCGCAGAGCUAGCCAAACACAACAUCACUCCCAUCGUCGAAUCUCCCCACGUCGGCCAGCAUCUUCUCGACCACCCCAUCGUACCCUUCGUCCUCCGCCUCAAGGACGGCUACGGUCUGGAAGACCACAUUCUCCGCCCCGGCCCCACCAACAACGCAGCCAUCGCCCAGUACAAGAAAGACAAGACCGGUCCCAUCAGCUCCGGACUCUUGGAACUCGUCGGCUUCCCUCGCAUUGACCAACGCCUCGAGAAAUACCCCGCCUACCGCGAAGCCAAGGCGGCCAACGGCGGACUGGACCCCUUCGGACCCGCAGGACAACCUCACUUCGAGCUCGACUUCGUCGGCAUGUUCAGCACCGCCUUCCAAUGGCACUACCCCGUCCCGGAAGAGGGCAACCACAUGACUGUGAUUGUCGAUUUGCUGCGCCCCUUGUCAGAGGGUGAGGUGACGCUCAACAACUCGAACCCAUUGGUGCAACCUAACAUCAACCUCAACUUCUUCGGCAAUGACCUCGAUAUCCUGGCUAUGCGCGAGGGCGUCAGAUGGACUUAUGAUCUCCUGACCAGCGGUGCCGGCUUCAAGGAUAUUGUCCUGUCGGAGUACCCAUGGAAGAUGCCUCUUCAGUCGGAUGACGAGAUGAAGCGCGCUGUUUUGGAUCGCAGCCAGACUGGAUUCCACCCAUGCGGCACUGCCCGUCUCUCCAAGAGCAUCCACCAGGGUGUAGUCGACUCGAAGCUCCGCGUGCACGGAGUGCGCAAUCUCCGCAUUGCAGAUGCCUCCAUCAUCCCUGUGAUUCCGGACUGUCGGAUCCAGAACUCGGUGUACAUGAUUGGCGAAAAGGGAGCGGAUAUCAUCAAGGCCGACCACAAGGAUCUGUACGAGUCGAAGAACAUCCCGUACUUCGUUCCGAGUCGGUUGUAAGUACUUAUGAGUGGCUAAAAUAUGGUUUUGUUUUAGGGGUUUGGAAGAUUGUAUCGAUGGAUAUUGGUGAUUUGUUAGCUUUUUGCAUUGCUCUUUAGUCCCUGCUUUUAUGAUUUCAUCUCGUG